Messenger RNA from Phyllotreta striolata, 5479 nucleotides. Lineage: Eukaryota; Metazoa; Arthropoda; Insecta; Coleoptera; Chrysomelidae. The record is from the annotation of a GenBank genome assembly.
UCCCUAAUUUCGAUUAAGUCAGAUAAUGUUAUCAUUGUGGUUUCCUCUUUUCAAAAAUUGUCUGUUAAAAGGCUAUUUAUAAUUCUCACAUCCACAUUUAAAUCAGUUGGAUUUGUUAAAUUUUGUUAUAAUGAAGUUCAUCUUAUUUGAUUUUGUCUUAAUUGCAGGUGUAGGGAUAAAUCCACCAGUAAUAACACCUACUCCAACUACUCCUGCUCCUCCGAAGGUUACUACUCCAAAUUAUUCGUCGAAACCAAAAGACCAAUAUUGGCCUGGUAAAUACAAUGGUGGUGUUAAUAAUAGAACCGUUCUGGCCGAUUGGCUUCUGAACGGUAAUUGGAGUUCCAAUAAUGUACCAAGUGAUGUCCACAAAGUGCACGAGUACCCCGGUUACGAUGGUUGGUAUAACAACUUAGCCAGACCCGACUCCGGUGCCAUAGCGACAUGUGAAUUACAAUGCAUGAAAUUAACAACUUCUGUAACUCAGAAGAUAGAACAUGAAGGAUUUCAUAGAGAUAUUUGGUGGUUAUUAGAAACUGCAGACGUUAAUAAAGUGGUUUGGAUGGAAUCAGGAUGUAAUUUAGCUUUAAAAUUAGAUGUGUCUAGUGGAAUGUUUAUUAAUCCAGACGAGAUAGCGGAAUUAAAUAGAAUAGGGGAGCUCAGAAUUCACGUCGAAGGAAAAGUAGACGUAGAAGUCCCAGCACACGAAGCUACUGAACAUACAGUUUACAUUUACUUGAAUAAUUCAGAAAUUAAUAGAAUGACCGUUACAUUGCCAGUUCAUUUGCGUUAUCAGAGAAGCCAAAUCACGGGCGGCUAUGGGAAGAUACCUCUGCGAAAACCAAGCCUAUUAGCGUGGUGUCCUGAGACGUUGGACAAAAUAUGUGGUAAAGGUUUAAAGGUGGAAGCUCCCUGCACGGAAGAAGCAAAAUCUACUUGUAUAUGGAAAAAUCUAACUUAUUUCUCCCAUUUCGAUGACUUGGAACUUUUUGUACCUGUGGGUGAUUUAGACGACUAUCCUUUAGUUUCGAUAGUUACUUUACUGUUGGGUUGCGCCGAUAGGCCUCUUUUGAGAAGGUGGCCAGCUGCAUAUAAAGAUGGUAGUUAUCUGCCCGCGGGUCACAACAGGAGAAACCCGAUAGAACUUAGCGAUCAACUUUUAAGUGGUGAGAUAGGACAGAAGUCGAAAAAUGGAAAGAAUGCCCUGCUUGUCUUCUUCGGUCAACAAGUGGUAGAAGAAAUUUUAGACGCGCAAAGGCCAGCUUGUCCUCCUGAAUAUUUCAACAUUCCUGUUCCCUCUUAUCACAAUUACACCACAGUCCCAGGCCAUACACAAUUGCCUUUGCUUAGAACUAGGUACGACAUGAGAACUGGAUAUAGCCCUAACAACCCUCGACAGCAAUUGAAUGAAAUAACACCCUACAUAGAUGGAGGAUUAUUUUAUGGUAUAACUAAACAAUGGUCAGACCAAUUGAGACUGUAUUCCAACAAAACACUCGAUCCAGAUGGCAGAUUAGCAUUUUCGCAUGACGGUUUGUUUCCAGAAUACAAUACCGACAGAUUACCCAUGGCUAAUCCUCCACCACCUCUAUACCACAAGCAAUUCGUAAACAACCAUCAAACCGCACCUGUUAAUAGAUUUUUUAAGCUCGGAAAUCCUCGAGGAAAUGAAAAUGCCUUCCUGCUUUCAUUCGGAGUAAUGUGGUUCAGAUGGCACAAUUACCUAGCGACCAGAAUUCGCCACCACCACCCGCAAUGGUCCAGUGAAAUGGUUUACAACGAGGCGAGGAAGUGGGUUAUCGCAACGCAGCAAAAUGUCUACUUGUACGAUUGGCUACCCCAAUACUUAGACCAAAAAAUAGAUCCUUAUCAGGGAUACGACGCCAGCAUCGACCCUCAAAUCGACCAAUUCUUUCAGGCCGCCGCCUUCAGGUUCGGGCACACUCUGGUAGUGCCGGGGGUGUAUUUGCGAGGGUACACGAGGGAGAAUUGCCCGACGAAGUUCGGCAAUUGGAAAGCGAACGCCAUCAGAACCUGCAACAUUUUCUGGCGACCGCAGGAGCCGAUGCUCAACAAGACCGACGACAACAGCAGCUUGAUCGACAUCGACAGGAUUCUAAUGGGAAUGUCAGUUCAACUUUCCGAAAGGGAGGACCACACCAUAGUCGAAGACCUGAGAGGCAACGUUUUCGGUCCUUUGGAAUUUCCCAGGAGAGAUUUAAUGGCUAUUAACAUACAAAGAGGAAGGGACCACGGGUUGCCCGAUUUCAAUUCUGCUAGGAAAGCGUUCGGCUUGCCAGCAUAUAAGAAUUUUGAAAAUUUUACUCAAAUUACAGAUGAGGUUCGUGAAAAAUUAAGGAAUUUAUAUAAUAACGAUAUAAAUAAUAUCGAUGUAUGGGUGGGCGGUAUUUUAGAAACGGAUACUGGACCUGGCGAAUUGUUUAAAACUAUAAUCAUAGACCAAUUUACUAGAAUAAGAAAUGCCGAUCGAUUUUGGUUCGAAAAUGAGCAUAAUGGCUUAUUUACGAAACCCGAAAUAGCAAGGAUUCGUAAAAUAACUGUGUAUGAUAUUCUAAUGGCUGUGACAAAAAUGGACGACAUAGACAUCCCUGGUCAACCUUUCAGAGCACCCAUUGGAAGAGAUAGUGACCUAAUAAAUGUAUGCAAAUUAAAUAAAACCGAUAACUAUUACCAUUUGCCGCAAUUGAAUGAUCAACUACUAAACGAAAGCUGCUUCAAACCUUAUUCAUACGACUACUUCAGCAACAGUGAAUUCAGCUACAUCUUGACAUUUUCAUUUGUAGUCGCUUUUAUAUGCGGAACUAUUGGAUUCGUCUUCUUGCUUAUUCGGCUUAAAGAAAAAGAAAUAAUGAAGCUGAAUGCGGAAGAAAGCUGUUUCAGAAGGAAAACGCUGACGGAAAAUGCAGUUAAUUGGCCUCUCUUUAUAGUCACUGAAUGGGUUGGCCCAAAAUACCCAACGAGGGAAAUAAUUUUAUCAUUCCAAGAAAUGAAACUAUGCGUAACAUCAUUUAAUGGGAUCAUGCUUAGAGCGCUGGACUUCUCAAACGAUUUACAAAAAACAGUAACUAUAUAUCACAUAACCGAUCGACUAACAUUAAUUAUACACACCAGGCACAAUUACGACCUGGUGAUUAAUUUCGAAUCGGAGUUCCUGCGGAGCAAUUUCAUGUCCGAAUUCGACAAACACUUCAUCGACACUAACGUAGUAACGAAGGAAGUAGUGAACCUCACUUGGAGCGCGGCUUUGAAAGUCGUAGUGACCCAAGAAAAUCGGCAGGCUCGACUGGAAAUGUUCUUUCGCGUUGUCUUUGCGCAGGCCUUUAAGAUCACCCAUUCCAGCACUGAGAUUCUGAAAGUGGACGCGUUCAUCGCCAAGGAAGUCGUGGACACCGAGCUCACCAUCAGCGAAUUCGCCAGUUCGCUGAACAUGACGCCGGCCAAUGAGUUCGUGAAGAGGAUCUUCGCGCUCAUCGAUAAAGACAAGAACGGGUUUAUUUCGUUUAGGGAAUUCGUCGAUUUGAUGAUCAUAUUUGCCGAUGGUACUGAAGAGGAAAAGGCCAAAUUGCUGUUCGAUAUGUACGAUAUAGAUGGAAUCGGGCAUUUGAAGCAACAGGAUUUCGUUAACAUGAUCAAAUCGUUUUUGGAAACGGUGGAAGGCAAAAUCGACGAUAAAAACAUCCAAAAAACCGUUAACGUGAUGCUGAAAAAUGCCGGGGUAGAACACAAGACGAAAUUGACUUUUGAAGACUUCAAGAAGAUGAUCGGCGAUGACCUGAAAAACUUGAACGCGGCGAAAUUGGGCUUCAAGGGUAUCCGAGAGGCAGAUCAUUCUUACUUAGCCAAAGCCAGGAAUACCAUUGAGAACAUCUACGAGAGCAAGCAAGAAAUCGAAGCGAGGUUUAAAGGGCAGGGCAAACGUCCCACGGAAGCUGAACCUCGAAACAGCACAAGCAUAAUCGACGAAGGGCAAGAGGAGGUCAUUAAAUCGAAAAACUACAAGCAAAAUGACAAAAAAUACGCCGCUUUCAAAUUAGUCGAAUUAAAAUCGAAGGAAAUUUUUUGGAUGACCCUUUACACUUUCGUGUUGCUCGCAAUAUUCGCCGAAAGAGCUUACUAUUAUUCCAUUGAAAGAGAGCACAGUGGGCUCAGACAAAUUGCGGGGUAUGGAGUGACGAUAACUAGAGGUGCAGCUUCUGCUAUGAUGUUCACUUAUUCCUCACUCUUAGUAACAAUGUGCAGGAAUACCAUAACCUACUUGCGAGACACUAUCGCCAACAGCUAUUUUCCCUUCGAUUCGUACCUCGAUUUGCACAAGUACAUCGCUUAUUGGGCUUUUGGAUUUACUGUGUUACACAUUGUUGGACACGCUUUUAAUUUCUAUCACAUUGCAACGCAGCCUUCGGACGAUUUGAGUUGUUUGUUUACUAAUUACUUCCAUGCUACAAACGAAAUUCCGAAAUUUCACUACUGGUGCUGGCAAACUAUGACUGGUUUUACUGGCAUAGUUCUGACGUUGAUCUGGAUUACUAUGUACGCUUUCACCUUGCCUAUUACUAGGAGAAAAAUUUACAAUUACUUUUGGUACACUCAUAGCUUGUACCCGCUGUUUUUCAUCUUUCUGAUUCUCCACGGAUCCGGUCGUCUUAUACAGGCUCCUUUUACUCACUACUUUUUACUGGGACCCGUUAUUUUGUUUACAAUCGAUUCGCUGAUAAGUAUUAGCAGGAAAAAGAUCGAAAUCCCGGUCAUACGAGCCGGCAUUCUGCCAUCAAAUGUUACAAUGUUGGCGUUCAGGAAACCGGAAAAUUUCCAGUACAGAGCGGGCCAAUGGGUCAGAUUAGCUUGCAUGAGUUUGAACAAAAACGAAUACCAUCCAUUCACUCUUUCUUCGGCUCCCGAUGAAGAUACACUCACCGUACACAUUAGAGCUGUCGGACCGUGGACGAAACUUAUUCGGAGCAUUUACGAAACGUCCCUUCAAACCAAUUCGAAAUUGCCUAAAUUGUAUUUGGACGGGCCUUAUGGAGAGGGCCACCAAGAUUGGGAUACUUACGAUGUGGCCAUUCUCAUCGGCGGAGGGAUAGGAGUAACACCAUUCGCUAGCAUUUUGAAAGACGUGGCUCACAAAUCGAACAAACUCAGAACUCGCUGUCAAAAGGUGUAUUUCAUUUGGGUGUCGAGAACUCAGAAGCAGUUCGAAUGGCUGGUAGACAUAAUCCGGGAAGUGGAAAACAAGGAUACCAAGGAGUUCAUUAGCUGCCACAUAUUCAUAACGCAAUUUUACGAGAAAUUCGAUCUCAGGACGAUACUGUUGUACAUUUGCGAGAGGCACUACCAGCGCAUUUCGAACAAAUCGCUGUUUACGAAUUUGAGGGCCGUCACGCAUUUCGGGCGGCCGGCGUUCGCUCAGUUCUUCAAAACUGUUCAAUACAUUCACGAAUCGGUAGGUGCUGUUUAG